AUGAUAUUGGGAGAGCAUUUAAUGAGCUGGUCAAAAACUGGCAUUAUUGCAUAUAGUGAUUCGCAAUCGCCAAAUGCCAAUAUUUGCUUAACAUUUUUGGAAUCCAUUAAUGGGAUAAAUUGGCGAUUUCAUACGCCACAAAAAUAUGUCCUACAUCCACAAUUGCACGAAGUCCAAUACCCUGAAAAUAGCAGUACUUCAAGUAGUCACUCGACAGCAACUUCUGUGAACGGAUCAACUGCAGCUGGCAUAGGCAGUACUCCGAAUUUUGGAAGCAGCAUUAAGUCUGCUCCACAGUUUUUCUAUAAUAUAUCGUCGAUUCAUUGGAACAACUGGUUUAGUUUGCCAGGGGAUAUGUUAGCUGUAUGUGAUGAAUUGGGUAACAUGACUAUGUUAAUUACAGGGCAACGCCCUGAUCGUGCCACGACAUAUGAAAAAUUAACAAUGGUAUUCCAGGAUAAUGUUUAUAAAAUCUAUAAUCAUGUCAUGCCCUUGAAACCCGUUGACAAGCUAAAGCCAAUGAAUAUCGAAAGAAAGCAAACAAGGAAGGAAUACAAUACAUCCAUUCUUGAGUUUCACUGGCUCACGUCCUCAAAAUCGGUAAUCGUUUCUCAAUUUUGUGCAUUUGAUAGUAGUUCCAACACGUACAGAAGUAGAGCUCAGCAAGUACCUCCAUAUGGUGUUUUCCACCCACCAUUUAUAAAAUAUGCAUGUUUGGCAAUUAGGAAGAACGGUCAAAUUGAUUUUUGGUAUCAAUUUUCAAACUCAAAAGACCACAAAAAAAUAACUUUACAACUGCUAAACACAUUAAAUCAAAGGUUCAAGGAUCUUCAGUGGCUAGAAUUUGCUAAAAUUACGCCUAUGAAUGAUGAUCAAUGUAUGCUAAUAACGACAUACUCAAUACUGUCCAAAAAGAUAUCAUUUUACAAGCUACAUGUCAAUUGGAACCUUAACACUGCCAAGCCAAACAUCCUGAACGAUCCAUCUUUGAAAAUACAAUACAUACUGAGUACAACCCUAGACCCAACGGACGAUGAAGGCCACGCGUUGAAGUUGGCGAACCUGCAUGUUGUAUCGAAGUCUUCCAUUGAAAAAGAUCCUUCUCCGGAAAUUCUGAUUUUGUAUAAUGUUUGCGAUACGUCGAAAUCAUUGGUGAAAAGAUAUAGAUUAACUAAAACACAACUUUCGGCCGAAUAUUUGGUAAUAUUAAAACCAGAUUUGAACAUCGAUCGAAGUAACCCAAAAAACCAAAUCUUUCAGUCACGUCGUUAUAACCUUCGUCACCAUACUGAUAUUGUCCUUGACAAAAAGGUCACUUUGAUAACUUCCGAGAUGUUCGAUGGAUUUGUUUCAUUUUAUUUUGAAGAUGGUACCAUCCAAUCCUAUAACCAGAAUGAUUGGAAAUUGGAAACUGAACGGCUCAUAAGUCAAAGUCAAUUGGGAAAAUUUAAAAAUAUUAUUGCGUCUCCAUUAAGUGCUGGAUUCAAUUAUGGGAAACUUCCCUUACCAUCAUCACUAGAGUGGAUGCAAGUUUCACCAUCUAUGUGUGGGGUUAUCGUUAAACAGUGCAACAAAAAAUGGCCACAGUUUUAUGCUGCGGCUCAAAGCAACUACACAGACUCUGAAAAGGAUUCUAUAAACGCGACAGCUUUGGCAUUUGGAUACGUCAAAAGUUUACACCAGCAAAUAUCUGCUGAAGAUUUAACGAUUGCCGCGAAAACGCAUAUACUCAAGAUUUCGUCUUUUGAUAAGAAAAGGGCCAAAGAAUUCAUUACAACUUUAUUGAGAAGCUUAUAUGCUUUUUUUAACAUCUCUCCCGACGCACCUAAGGAAGUUAUGGAUAAAAUUAUUACAAGUAGACCGCUACAAAAAAUCAUGUUAUUACAGCUGGAACUCGGGAGCUGCUUUGAACAUGAAAAUAUUGAAGAAAUGGCAAGAGUUAUCCUAUAUUUGAAAAAUGUUCUAUUCGCAUUUAAUGGUGUAGCGAGGAAUUUUCAUUUUGCCAUUGAGCAAAUAAGCAAUAAUUCCAACCAACAACAAAACCCAAAGUUAUUUCAAACUAUAUUUUCGAAACAGGAUCUCAUUCAUUCGUUAAUUCCCGUUGCAAAAUGGUUUGUUAAAUUCGUUACUUAUUUGAUCCAAGAAAUUCUAAUCUUGAUUAAUGAUCCCACAAAUAAGGAAUAUACAUUAGUUCAUGGAAUAUUUGGGGCAAAAAUGUCGAGGACUUUAAUAUUAUCCAUCCUCAAUGAAAUCAAAAAAGUCACUCAAAUAGUCGCGAAAUUUCCAGAAACUUCAUACCCAAUUUUGAACGAAUCGUCUACUUUCUUAAAACUUGUUCUAUCUGAAUCGCCAGUGGACUUCGAAAAAUUUGAAACAUUUUUAGUUGAUGUAAAUAACAAAUUUAUUGCAUUGUGUGAACAGCAGCCAUCGCAGGAAAGAGAGUUUUCGUUGUUGGUCAAGGCUGAGAUUCCCCUUGAGUAUGCCAAAGUGGGAGAUUUUCUUUUGCAAUAUGCGAACAAUGCAGUUAUUUCACAUGCGAAUGCGGCUGCGGUAUAUUUUGCAGACACUAGUGGCCUAAAGAUAUCCAAUACAGAGUUUUUCAACUCUAAAAUAUUUCAUCUAUUGCAACCACUGGAAAAGGGAUUGAUCGUUGAUGUUGAUCAAUUACCCAAAGACUGUAGAACUUCUAAAUCUUUUAGUAAGUUAUUGUACGAUGAUGUAACCUGUGAUAAGUUGAGCAAGUCUGAAAUAUCUGAUGGAAAGCUUAAGAGAUGUAGUAGGUGCGGUUCCGUCACGAGAGCAGGCAAUACAAUAUCGAGCGGCAAGACGAUUGUACCAACGAGCAUUCAAACCAAGAGGUGGCCCACUAUGUACACAAGGCUAUGCAUAUGUUCAGGUAUGCUGUUUGAGAUGGAGAACUGA
Molecule: messenger RNA, 2922 nt
Organism: Saccharomyces kudriavzevii IFO 1802
Lineage: Eukaryota; Fungi; Ascomycota; Saccharomycetes; Saccharomycetales; Saccharomycetaceae
Gene: SIN4
Product: Sin4p
Exons: 1
Coding region: 1-2922 (973 amino acids)
Biological process (GO): positive regulation of DNA-templated transcription
Cellular component (GO): mediator complex
Source: RefSeq, a predicted model, not a curated record